This is a messenger RNA of Anopheles gambiae (African malaria mosquito), 1404 nucleotides long. RefSeq names its product AT-rich interactive domain-containing protein 1B-like. The transcript has 3 exons. Lineage: Eukaryota; Metazoa; Arthropoda; Insecta; Diptera; Culicidae. The record is from RefSeq and is a predicted model, not a curated record. The coding region runs from base 1 to 1404 and encodes 467 amino acids.
AUGAAGCGUCCGCCCGUGCCCGUCCAGCCGCCGCCCCAGCAGCCGCCCCUGUCCUCCCAGCAGCAGCAGCAGCAGCCGCCACCGCCCGGGAUCGCCCUGCACCCGUCCGGGAUGGGCGUGGACGAAGCGCUGUCCGCCAUCAUGGCCAGCCGGUCGGCCGUGGGCGCUUCAGCGGCGGGCGCGGCGGCACCGGGCAGUGCGGCCGCCGCCGCCGCAGCCGCUGCAGCUGCCGCCGCAGCCGCUGCGGCGGCCGGCGUCAUGCUGGACGAUCUGGACCUGGCCACCCAGCGCAAUCUGGCGCUCGCGCGUCUCAACGCGUCCCCGCUUCCAUCGGCCGCCGGCGGUCUCAAUCCAUCCCCUUCCAGUGGCGGCUCGUCGGCGGCGGCCGUCGCAGUGGCGGCUGCUGCAGCAGCGGCGGCCGCCGCCGCCGCCAACGGUCCCGACGGUCCGGCCCUGUACGGGCAUCUCUACGGCAAGGAGAUGGGCCUGAUGCGCAAGCUCUCUGCGAUGGACGAUUUCGGCUCGGCCGGCGGGACAAACUCGCCUUCGUCAGCCGCCAUGCGCACCUACCAGCAGCUGCUGCAGUCGGACGGCGGACUGCUGAAACCGUGCUACGACUACGGUUCGCCCCAGCAGCAUCAGCAGCAGCAGAUGCAGCCGCCCAAUCAGCCGCCAGCUGCGACAACCAACGGCUCAAACAACGGCGUCGGACCGCCGAUCAAGAAAGAGCUCGGCUAUGCGGGAGCGGCCGACCUGUACACUCCGCCCCUGACGCCCUCCUCGAUCGGAAGCGGUGGCUCUAACUCCGGCCAAGGUCCACCCAUCGCCGCCACCUCGACGGCCACCUCCACAUCCUCCUCGACGACCGCAGCGGCUCUCUCCUUCAUGAACAAUCUGUACGGUGAGGCGGGCCACGGAGAACCGUUCGCCAACGGUCCGCCUGCAUCGUCCACGGGCAGCCAGAGUUGUAUGCGUCCGGGCGGUGGCUUAAAGGCGGACCAGCAGGCCGCAAUGCUCGCGUCGAUGGGUGGUGGCCGGGCGCCGGGGGCCAGCUCAAUUAUGAAUAGUCUAGCGAAUAGCGCCAAACACGAACCAAAUACGCCGACCGAUGGGCUCGCCAACGAUCAUCUUCAUCAUCAGCACCAUCAGCAGCUCGGUGGCGGCCAUCAUCAUCACCAGUUGCACCAGCACCAUCAUUCGAUGCAUCUUGCGCAUCAUCCGGGCAAUGGUGGAGGCGGCGGCGGCGGCAACAACAGCGCCACACCGACACCGCUGAACGGGGCCGGCGGCGACGACGACCAUGAUAAGCUGUCAUCGCCGCUGACCGGUACCACCUCGACGCUUACGUCCGACCUGCACGAUCCGGACAAUGAUAGCAACCCGGACGGGUACACGAUUCUGUAG